Molecule: messenger RNA, 761 nt
Organism: Lecanosticta acicola
Lineage: Eukaryota; Fungi; Ascomycota; Dothideomycetes; Mycosphaerellales; Mycosphaerellaceae
Source: the annotation of a GenBank genome assembly
AUGGUAAGGCCCCCUUCCCUUUCGCUAUCCUGCCCGUCUACACCUUCCUUGCGAUCCUCCCGCGCGCUGCAUUGAAGCACACGGCACGAGACCACGAUUGGGAUUCUGCAUAGCCAUAUCCAUCUUCCCCUAGCGAUCAAUCAUCUCACCCAAUGCGCGUCCCGCGCCAUUGGGACGCGCGAUAAUACAAUGGUCAGCACAGCACGUCGGAGUGUACACGUACUGACAGAGCGCCCUGUACAGUCGGACGGAGAAGAGCCCACCCAGGAAGUCGCGGCCGCCGAUGAGGUCGAGGUCCCCGCCGAGGCCUCGGGCAAGUCCGGCAGCAUGUCCGUCCUCGACGCCCUCAAGGGUGUCCUCAAGAUCGCCCUCAUCCACGACGGUCUCGCCCGUGGUCUCCGCGAGGCCAGCAAGGCCCUCGACCGUCGCCAAGCCCACAUGUGCGUGCUGAACGAGGCAUGCGAAGAGGAGGCCUACAAGAAGCUCGUCGUUGCCCUGUGCGGAGAGCACAACAUCCCGCUCAUCAAGGUGCCCGAUGGAAAGCAGCUGGGAGAGUGGGCAGGUCUCUGUAAGUCUCCUGCCAAUGCUUCACAGGCCUUACUACAUGCGAUGGAUCACUAACACUGCACUGCACAGGCCAGAUUGACCGUGAGGGUAACGCACGCAAGGUCGUCAACUGCUCCUGCGUCGUCGUCAAGGACUGGGGUGAGGAGUCACAGGAGCGCUCCAUCCUGCUCAACUACUUCUCCACCGAGCAGUAA